AUGAUAACGAAGGCAGUAGAAGCUAGUGGAACAGUUACUAUUACAACUGUAACCCAGCAACUAUUUCGAACAAAGAUGGAUUUUAAUGAAUGUUUCAUUCAUCCAAAAUCAUUCUCUUUAGACCCUAACAUUUAUACAGAACUUGUAGAACAUUAUACAAACGAGGCUUUAUGUUUUCCUGUUAAAGUUAUGGAUUGGAUUCCUAUGGACGGUUCAUUCUCAAAGAAUACAGAUAGUUCAAGUGCAACAUUUACAGCAGCUUAUACGCCUAUUAAUGUUAAAAGUAUUUGGGCACUAUUUAGAAAGAAAGACAACUAUUAUGUUAAUUUUGAGAACCCUAAGUUUAAAUAUCUUCAGCUUUCCAUGGGAGCUUAUGGAAAUAUGCCUGCAGAACCUGAAAAAUCAUAUGGACCUGUAUUUUAUGAAAUGGUUGCGAACGCUUGCAAUACAAACAAUGAUAUGAUAGGAUUUAAUGAAGAUGUUAUGAGGUCAUUGGUGGAUGAUGGUAGUGUGGAACAUAAAUGGGAUAGCUAUGACAACACACAUUUCUUAUGUGGUUUUCCAACAGAAGUGGACUUUUGCUUCCAGCAAGGUCAAACAUCUACUGCUCCAAUAACAUACAAAUUGUC
Molecule: messenger RNA, 629 nt
Organism: Trichomonas vaginalis G3
Lineage: Eukaryota; Parabasalia; Trichomonadida; Trichomonadidae
Exons: 1
Source: RefSeq, a predicted model, not a curated record